AUGUACGGACAAGCGGAUGCGAACCACUCCUCCGCCCGCCAAACCUCCCAUGAGCUGGAUUGGGCAGGUCGCGGCACUUCUCACGUCGACUUCCACCCUGACGAGUUGCUACCUCUAUCACAAGGACGAUUCCUGGGCCAUGGAAUGAACGGAGGCGUGUUCGAGACCAAAGUAUGCGGAAGGACAGUCGCUUGGAAGCGCCGAUACUGUCGGCGGCAGAUUGGGGUGCAAGAGCUUCGCGAAAUGGACAUUUUGAAAAGGCUCGACAACGAGCACAUUAUCAAACUAGUCGGGACAUAUACCCACGGGCCAUUUCUAGGAUUACUACUAUGGCCAGUUGCGGUAUGUGACCUGGGCACAUUUCUAGAAGACGUCGACAACCUCACUGCAAAACCAGACGCAGAAGUCGACUAUCAAGCCAUGAGCCAACGCCUCCAAAGCCUCGGAAUUGACGCCUCACAAAACUCGGGACCUGCCUUAUUCCGUCUGAAACAAAGCGUCGGAUGCAUUUCCAGCGCCAUCGCAUAUCUUCACCAACGAUCCAUCCGCCACAAGGACAUCAAGCCGUCGAAUAUUCUGCUCUCCCGUGACGGCCUCUGGGUGACCGACUUUGGAACGUCAACGGACUUCUCAAACAUUUCGCAAAGCAUCACGCAGAAUGGUGAGCGCGGAACACCAAAGUACUUUGCUCCGGAGGUUGCAGAGUAUGAAGCGAACGGACGGUCAGCAGAUAUAUUCUCACUAGGCUGUGUAUUCCUCGAGAUGAUAGGGCUCUGCAACGAGUACACACUCGACUUUCUGAAGAGCCUUCGUCCCAAGAAAGACCAGUCGUUUCACGCAAACCUCGACUCUAUUUUAGACUGGUUCGACUUUAGCGGAACGCAAGUUUCGUCUCAAUCUGACGCGCAGCUCAUGGCCCUGGUACGGGAGAUGCUCGCCAUUACUCCGCAGGAACGUCCUACGGCUGCUGACAUCGAAGCACGGUUACGACUGAUCGAUGCCAUCCGCAAGCCGAGAUGGGUGAUGCCCCUAUGGGGUCAAUGCUGUGCGCCUGUGUUGCCGUUGGCACAAUCGCAGAGUAUUCAAAUAUCAGCCGUGACGAUUGAGAUUGGAAAUAUGCAUAAGCAGCUGGAGCGAGGCCACGAGUGGCACUUUUUCAUACGAGCCCCCGCCGCGGAGGCUAUUAUCAAGGAUGUGCAUGUCUUCUUGCAUUCUAGUUUCAAGCAUCCCUACAAAGUGGAUCACAAGCUGCCGUUUGAGAUGGGCGGAAGGGGAUGGGGUUAUUUCACUAUUAGCGCGUUGCUGGCUUUGAAGACGGGGUAUUGUUGGGUGUCUCCGGAGGCGACUGUCGGGGCGGAUGGGAAUUCGUUGUUGCCGCUGGAAUGGAGGUUGGACUUUGAAAAGGAACUGAGUUUUGUUCGUGCCGAGGUUGGUAUUGCGGUGCAGUAG
This is a messenger RNA of Pochonia chlamydosporia 170, 1449 nucleotides long. Its product is annotated as serine/threonine protein kinase. Gene Ontology annotation, biological process: protein phosphorylation; regulation of DNA-templated transcription. The transcript is spliced from 2 exons. The record is from RefSeq and is a predicted model, not a curated record. Gene Ontology annotation, molecular function: protein serine/threonine kinase activity; ATP binding. Bases 1 to 1449 code for a protein of 482 amino acids. NCBI's taxonomy places the organism in Eukaryota, Fungi, Ascomycota, Sordariomycetes, Hypocreales, Clavicipitaceae. Gene Ontology annotation, cellular component: cytoplasm.